Canis lupus familiaris (dog) is the source of this 5604-nucleotide messenger RNA. It is a transcript of the gene PHLDB2, whose product is annotated as pleckstrin homology like domain family B member 2. The coding region runs from base 273 to 4229 and encodes 1318 amino acids. Gene Ontology annotation, cellular component: basal cortex. Lineage: Eukaryota; Metazoa; Chordata; Mammalia; Carnivora; Canidae. The record is from RefSeq and is a predicted model, not a curated record. Gene Ontology annotation, biological process: regulation of microtubule cytoskeleton organization. The transcript is spliced from 23 exons.
GCAGGCCGCAGCCAGUGACCACCGUCUGCAGGGGCCAGGGAGAGCAGGAAAGCAAAUAGAGGGGAGCACCGUGGUUUUGUGCUUGAGAAAAAGCGAAAACCUGUGUCGAUGCUUCUUAUCACCGUCCCAGACUCUUCAGCAAGGAUUGGAAUGGUCGUGGGCCACCACUGCUGAGUCAGGAAGGAAUUUGAGAGAAGAAUCCAGAUUCCCAAGCAGCAAUCAAGGCUGGCAUCCAUCCCAGUUUCUCCUUUGAGAUUCAGCAGAAGACCCUGAUGGAGGAGGACAAUACUCAGAGGGAGGAGCCCAAGCAAGAGGGAGCUGACGAGGUGCAUGUCGAUUCCAGCAGGACCAUGGCAGAGCUUAGCCACGUGCAAAAGCAGCUCGAUCUACAAAACGGGAGCCUAGAGGCGGGUUUCGGGGCCAAUUCCCCGGACGACGACGACGACGACGACCGAUCCCAGACCAUGAUGGAGAGCCUGAGCCCCAAGAAGUACUCCUCCAGUCUGAGGUUCAAAGCCAACGGAGACUACUCCGGCUCGUACUUGACCCUGUCGCAGCCGCUGCCGGCCCGGAGGAGCCCGUCCCCGCUGGGGAGCGGCGCCCGGAGCAGCCCGUCGCUGGCCCGCGGCCCCGGGGGCAGGCAGCUGCCCGGCGCGGGGUCGGGGUCGGGGUCGGGGUCGGGGAGGCCGCCCGCCCCGCCGCUGGGCGCCUGUGCCCCCGGGAGGCCGGACCCCGAGCGGCCCCUGCGGCUGGCCGACAGGCCCCCCUACUGCAAGUACAGCCCCAGGAACAAGUCCCACGACAACGUGUGCCUCCUGGGCGCGCUGGAGGCCCGGAAGGCGGCGUGGAGCGGAGGCGGCCCCGCGGGCCCCGGGUCGGGGGCGGCCAGCAUGCCGUCCAGCCCCAAGCAGGCGCGGAGGAUGGGCCUGCAGGACCGGCCCGGCCGGCCCCGGGAGCCCCCGCCCGACGCCGCGGCGCCCCGAGCGCGGAGGCCGGCGGGGGGCGGGCUGGGCCACAUGGGGGCGCACAGCCGCUCGCUGCCCCGGCUGCACAGGGCGGCCGACGGCCCGCAGCUCAGCCUGCCCCCCCGGGCCGCGCUGGGCGGCGCCAGGCGGACGAGGCCGGGGGACCGGGAGCCGCCCCCCAGCUGCGCGGAGCACGACGGCUACCUGAGCUUCUCCUCCUGGAGCGCGGGGCCCGCGCCCUACAGGCCGGCGGCGGCCGAGGGCGCCCCGUACGCGAGCUCCACGCUCAGCAUCCCCGCCAGCCCCCGGGUGGCCCGCAAGAUGCUGCUGGCCUCGGCCGCCCCCUGCGCCCCCUGCGCCCCGCCCGCCCGCAGGAACCUCUCCUGGGGCUCCGCCGAGCUGGACGACCCCGACCCCGACCCCGACCCCGACCGCGACCCCGACCCCGACGGCCUCCGCCAGGCCGCGGGGACGCCCCAGCCCGCCCUCCGGGAGAGGAAGAGCAGCAUCAGCUCCAUCUCGGGCCGCGAGGACCUCAUGGAUUAUCACCGGCGGCAGAGGGAGGAGAGACUCAGGGAGCAGGAGAUGGAGCGACUGGAGAGACAGCGUCUGGAGACCAUCCUCAGUCUAUGUGCUGAAUACACGAAGCCCGACAGCCGCUUGUCCACGGGCACCUCCGUGGCAGAUGUGCAGAAGAUCAAUAAGGAGCUUGAGAAGCUGCAGCUGUCGGACGAGGAGUCCGUGUUUGAAGAAGCCCUGGUGAGCCCUGACGCCAGGUACAGGUGCCACCAGAAGGCUUCUCUCCAUGACGCCGACUUGCCGGUCUUUGGGAGCAUCGGUCAGAGCAGUGCCAGCCUCCUCUCCCCCAGGAGCAUCAGGAAUGAUGACCUGCUCAGGGACUUCACGUCAGCCUUUCUGAAAACUUCCAGCGAGUCUGCUUACCUUAGUAUCCUACCAAAGACCCCAGAGGGUAUAAAUGAAGAACAAAGGAUUCAGGAGUUGGCAGCAAUGGAGGAGACCCGGAUAACAAUUCUAAAUAACCUCGAAGAACUUGAACAAAAAAUCAAAGACAUAAAUGACCAGAUGGAUGAGUCUUCCAGAGAGUUGGAUAUGGAAUGUGCUCUUUUGGACGGAGAACAAAAAUCUGAAACAACUGAACUCAUGAAAGAGAAGGAAAUUUUGGAUCAUCUAAACCGGAAAAUAGCAGAACUGGAAAAGAACAUUGUUGGUGAAAAGACCAAGGAGAAGGUAAAGCUUGAUGCUGAAAGGGAAAAACUAGAGAGGCUUCAGGAGCUUUACUCCGAGCAGAAGACCCAGCUGGACAAUUGUCCUGAGUCCAUGAGGGAACAAUUACAACAACAACUGAAGAGGGACGCCGACCUGUUGGACGUGGAGAGCAAACACUUUGAAGACCUAGAAUUCCAGCAGCUUGAACGUGAGAGCCGUCUGGAUGAGGAAAAGGAGAACCUGACCCAACAGCUCCUGCGUGAAGUAGCUGAAUAUCAACGGAAUAUUGUGACUCGAAAGGAAAAAAUUUCUGCACUGAAAAAGCAAGCCAAUCAUAUUGUCCAGCAGGCUCAGAGAGAACAAGAUCAUUUUGUGAAAGAAAAGAAUAAUUUAAUAAUGAUGUUGCAAAGAGAAAAGGAAAAUCUUUGUAAUUUGGAAAAGAAAUACUCCAGCCUCUCUGGGGGGAAGGGGUUUCCUGUCAACCCCAGUACUCUAAAAGAGGGCUAUAUCAGUGUAAAUGAAUUUAAUGAGCCAUGUGUCAAUUCCACGAAUCUAUCCCCUUCCACUCAGUUCCCUGCUGACGCUGACGCUGUUGCCACUGGGCCUACCACAGCUGUGCUGGUGAGCCAGCCACAAAAUAAAGAGCAAAGAUCACCUGUCUGUUCUGGAUUUAUGUUUCCUUCCACCCUCUCUCCUCAUCCUAUCACUCAACUUCCAUCAGCCCCUUGGCCGGAAGUCCUGGCUCCGACUGUUGAUCCUUUCCCUUUAAAUGACACACCUCCUCCUCUACCAGCUAAGAAACACAGAAUGCAGCAACAGCAGCAGGAGCAACAGCAUUUUAGAAGUCUGGAAGAAAGGAAAAAACAGCAUAAAGAAGGCCUCUAUCUGAGUGACACUUUGCCUCGAAAGAAAACCACACCUUCCAUAUCCCCACAUUUCAGCAGUGCUACUAUGGGGAGAAGCACCACCCCAAAGGCUCACCUGCCCCUGGGACAGAGCAACAGCUGCGGCAGUGUACUCCCUCACUCCCUGGCAACCAUGACCAAAGACUCAGACUCUCGGAGGAUGCUCAGAGGAAAGUCCAAGAAAGGAAGAAUGAAUUUCUCAGCAGGAGCAAUUAGUAAUUCCAAAAGUUCAAGUAUCAAAGGGUAUAAUCACCAACAGAUGAGUGAAGGACAAAGGCAGAAAUCUGAAUUUUACAACCGCACGGCAUCUGAAUCAAACGUCUACUUGAACAGUUUCCACUACCCUGAUCACAGCUACAAGGACCAGGCCUUUGAUACUUUGAGCCUAGACAGCUCCGAUAGCAUGGAGACCAGCAUCUCAGCCUGCUCCCCUGACAACAUCUCUAGUGCCAGCACUUCAAAUAUUGCCAGAAUAGAAGAAAUGGAGAGACUUUUGAAGCAGGCUCAUGCAGAGAAGACCCGGCUGCUUGAAUCCAGGGAACGGGAAAUGGAAGCCAAGAAACGAGCCCUGGAAGAAGAAAAACGACGCCGAGAACUUCUGGAAAAACGAUUGCAGGAAGAAACUAGCCAGAGGCAGAAGUUAAUUGAGAAGGAAGUAAAAAUAAGGGAGAAACAGAGAGCACAGGCUCGACCUCUGACACGCUAUCUGCCCGUCCGGAAGGAAGACUUUGAUUUGCGAAGCCACGUAGAGACUGCUGGCCACAACAUUGAUACCUGUUAUCAUGUAUCAAUCACAGAGAAGACUUGCCGAGGAUUCCUUAUCAAAAUGGGUGGAAAAAUUAAAACGUGGAAAAAACGAUGGUUUGUUUUUGAUCGGAACAAGCGCACAUUCUCUUAUUAUGCAGACAAGCAUGAAGCUAAAUUAAAAGGAGUAAUAUACUUCCAAGCUAUUGAAGAAGUAUAUUAUGAUCACCUCAAGAACGCUAAUAAGAGUCCUAAUCCAUUACUCACCUUUAGUGUCAAGACCCAUGACAGAAUUUAUUAUAUGGUUGCGCCAUCGCCGGAAGCCAUGCGGAUCUGGAUGGAUGUUAUAGUUACUGGGGCAGAAGGUUACACCCACUUCUUACUGUAGCGAACUGGUGCAACAGUCUACUUCAGGGCGACUGCAAUAACCUCUUACAAGAAUGAAGCCAUAUUCAAUCCCAGAUGAAAAGACCCAAUAGACCCAUCCCUUUAACCGUGUAUACUCGGAACUCCUUUUAUAUUAACAGGAAGUCACUUAUAAAAGAGAAAAAGGGGGUUUUAACUCAAAGCUUCAUGAUAAAUAGCAAAAGGACCGAAGCACCUAUGAGGAAAAAAAAAAUACUAUUUUGGUAAAUAGCAUCACUUAUAGGAACAUUUCUUACAAACUAUUUUUUAUCGAUUGUUUACUUUGGUGAAAUAAACUGAAUGGUUUACAAAAUGUAUGUACUUGGAAAUACGAAAUUAUUUUAGCACCCCAGUUAUUGGCAUUGACAUUAUUAGUUAUCAACUGUUUCCUAAAAAGCAGUUUUCUGAAGGUUAUUUUAUAAAUAGAAGCAAAUAAGAGUUUGGAGGGGAAUAUAUUUUAGGAGAAGUUUUGCCCUAAUUAUUAAGUACUGCACCUAAACCAAAGACUUGAUAUGACUUCUGUUUAAUAGUGGUAGUUUCAGGUGAUGAACCGCAUUUAGUGUUACUCUACAUUUUAAAAUGGUACUUUGAUGCCAUCAGAUGUCCAGGAAGUUGACUCUAAAGAGUUACCUCUGGUAUAAGCUACUGUACAUAUAUAGCAAAUCACUUUUUGUAAAAGAAGAAAAGACAAAAAGUUGUGUGUGUUAAACAGGAGCAGUCUUAUUAGACAGACAUUCUGUCACUUUGAGCAAUUUAAAAUAAAAUACUUCAUGUUUUGCUAAAGAUUUCUCCAUUCCCAGUGCUGAGAAUAAAAGUACCCAGGGGCUGAUUUCCUUUAGGUUGUCCGUUUCCUCUUUGCUGUGGAACACACCCAUUAAUUGCAGCCUCACGUAAGGUAACGAUGAAAUCAGAGCUCUGUUUUCACCAAAGAACAGACCAAUUAAAAUCCUUAUUUACGGAGGUAGCGUAGUUCUAUAAAAAAGAAAAUGAACUUUGACUAAUGUUCUCUGUAAUGUACUAUUUUAUUAUGUAUUUCUUUACAAUUGGGCUUUGUUUGGGAGUUAAAUCAAUUUUUGUUGAAUGAAAUGACUUCAGGCAAGUCUCUUUUAUAACAGUUUUUCAGUGCCAUUUAUCCUGGUUUGUCAUGUUGUGUGUAUUUGCAAAUAUGAACGUACUCUUUCCGAAAAGUUGGCAAAUGAAUAGAAGUAGAAAAUAAUGGCUUUGCUUACUAGUACGAGAUGAAAUGAUGAGAUUGGCAGCGUCCAUAAAAUCUUUGUCAGACUUGACGGGGUACAAUUUUUAAAAAUUUGCAGUGUGAGCUGUAUACAUGUUGCCAAUAAAUAGAUUUUCCAACUGGA